This is a messenger RNA of Exaiptasia diaphana, 1069 nucleotides long. Its product is annotated as leucine-rich repeat-containing protein 72. Lineage: Eukaryota; Metazoa; Cnidaria; Anthozoa; Actiniaria; Aiptasiidae. The transcript has 8 exons. The record is from RefSeq and is a predicted model, not a curated record. Bases 7 to 825 code for a protein of 272 amino acids.
ACCAACAUGGCGGAUGAAUCGCAAAAGGAAGUGGAGGAGCAGCUUAAGAAACGGAAUAUAUCCAAGGACAGAGAUGUGGUGGAAUUAUACCUCGCAAAUAGGGGUCUAGAGGCAGUAACUGAUUUAUYUAGAUUUAAAAAUCUUCAAAGAAUUUGGCUUAAUGGAAAUAGGCUUCGCAGGUUUAARUGCUUUAAAUCGAAUUACCAACUAACAGAGGUGUACCUUCAAAAUAAUCUACUUCUAGAGAUUAAUGGAGCACUACAACACUUGAAAUGUUUGGAAGUACUGAUGCUCAAUGGCAACCAGCUGACAAAACUCAGCCAUGUCGUGCACGAGUUUAGAAACAUGCAAAAGUUGAGAGACUUGAAUUUGUUUGGUAAUCCUUUAUUCCAGGAGUAUGAUUACCGGUCAUAUGUAAUUCACUUCAUUCCGUCCCUCAAAGUUUUAGAUAGAAAAGAGAUAUUAAAACAUGAAAGAGACAAAGCCUUCAAAAAGUAUCAACCACAUCGGGACAUGGUUAAGGAAACAAUUUCUUUUGGUCGUUGUGUAGAAGGACCCCCUCAAAGAGUGUACUUUCCACCUUCUACAGCAGUGACUGUUGACAAUGAAAGUAGAAAAAAUCAAGUAAAUGAUGAUGAUGUGUCAAGCGAUUCCAGAAGCGUAAAAGACAUUUCCAUAGAUGCAGCUAUUGAAAAAAGGAGUCUACAGAGAUCAGUUGUGCAGUACUCAACCUUUGACUGGUCAACUGUACCUCUAUCUGAGGAGAAGAGACUUGCAAGAGAGGAACCAAAGCAACCUAGAAUCCUCACUGUUAGAUUUAGAUAAUAUUAUUAUUACCAUGUAAAUAUUAUAUUAUUAAAUUUUGUGUCUGCUUGAUAUUUAGAACAUAAUAUCAAUUAGUGAAAUACAGAGAUAACAUGGUCUUUUUUACAGACAGCCUGGGCAUUUAUUUCUUUAUAUGAUAACUGUGCUACAGCUAAAAGGUUAAAUUCUACUCUGUCAGCAAUACCAUACUGCAGAUAAACAAUUGUAAAAAAUAUUAUUGUUCUUUGUGAAUAAAUUAUAAAUU